CGAGAUAACAAUAACCAUUCAUUAAAAAAUUUCAUUAUGAAGCUACUGGUUUUGUGUUCUUUUCUUUUGGCCUUGUUUGGCGCCAGUUAUGGGUAUGUGGUACAGAGGAGGAUACCAGUGGAUGCUGAUCUCUUGAAUGAUAUUUUGAAUAUAACAAUGAGUCUCACCUUGAAGGAUAAUCCUCAAUACGAAGCAACAGUUAAUGAAUAUGGUGAAAAAAUUAUUGCCAAUCUGGAUAAACUGCUUAAGAAAGGAGAUAUGGACCCUUUGGCAUUGGAUGAUGUAUACGAGGGUUAUUGGUGGGGGAAUAUACAGUUGAAUAAAAUGCAAGUGACGGGCUUGGCAACCAUGUACAGACCUGAAGAUAAUGCAAUUAUCACCUAUAAUCACGAUAACAAACAGCUACAAUUAGAUUUACCUAUAAGCUUCAAGGAUCUCAAGUUUUCGUGCCAUUUCAAGGCCUCUCUGAUGUUCGUCGGCCCCAGUGGAAAAAUCACAGGAGAAGUGUCCAAUUUGUUAAUGAAAACUAGUCUUGUUAUUGAUUACAAUGUAAACCAAGCGUUCAUCAGGACGUUCGAGAUUCCAGAUUCAGGACACAUCAGUAUACACAUUCAUUCGUUUUUCUUAUCCGAUUGGAUGUAUAAUCUGAUAAGCGAUGCAAUAACCUCAAUAUUUCAUGGUUCCAUACUCAAUGCAAUAAGCGGAAUUAUUCAAGAUCUUCUGGGAGAUAUUGUGGAUGUUCUUAACAAAAUAUUGCAAACUAUACUAGGAUGAAAUAGCCUAGACUAUUUUUUAGGAAUUUUUAUUGUGGUUAUAUCACUGUUUACUUUUUAGUUCAUUUAAUAAAUCAAUGUUUGAUUGUAAA
Messenger RNA from Harmonia axyridis, 865 nucleotides. RefSeq lists its product as uncharacterized. NCBI's taxonomy places the organism in Eukaryota, Metazoa, Arthropoda, Insecta, Coleoptera, Coccinellidae. The coding region runs from base 37 to 774 and encodes 245 amino acids. The record is from RefSeq and is a predicted model, not a curated record. The transcript is spliced from 5 exons. Gene Ontology annotation, molecular function: lipid binding.